AUUAUAUAUAUGUAUGUAUAUACAUACACACACCUAUAAUCAGUGACUGUGCAAUAAUACGGCAUUUCCAAGGAUUUGAAAUUUGCUGGAUUUGCUACAAGGAACUUCCAUAUGCCUCAGGUGCAGCCCUAAAAAGAAAAGAAAAAACCAAAAUUUAAAGGCCAAUAGACAUUUAUGAUUAAAAAACGUCAUGGAACCCAUCAACCUGGAUCAGUCACUUUCAUAGUUCAGAUACAGUAGUCAUACUUUGUUAACAGCAUCGUGAUAUUAGUAUGUGUGAAAAUUUCUAACCAGUUAGUUUUUACUACAAGCGGUCCUCCCCAGUUUCUCCUAACAAUAGAAAAACACUUCACAAUGAGACCAUUUCUUCUGGAUGCGAUCAUGUUUUCUUAGUUUGUAAUCAAAGUUCUAACAAUUAGGUCACUGGAUGGACUUGGAGGAGGGUUCCUGUAAAGGAGCAGAACCCUCUGGAGCCUUCCUAGGACAGACCCCUCCUCAACAUCCUCUGCUUUAGCUCCUCUGGGAAGUACCUACAUAAUUAGUACUUCAUGAGUAUUUCCUGAGUUUUUUAGAGGCCAAAUCCACCACCAAGUGAAAGGAAUUAAGUACUUGAUGAUCGUGAGAACUACAGCCUUCAGACCUUUUGGCGCCUAAGGAUUGACGCCAUCAACCAGUCAGAGACCUGUGCCCAAUCUGAUCACAACCAUGGGAUACUCUUCCCGCACCUGACCGGUAAAAAUGAUUUGAGGAAGCCCUGCAGGGAGUUUAGGGUUUUUGAACAUCAGCCAGCUGUUCUUCAUGCUUGGUACUGUUAAAAACCUUUCUUCAACUCUGAUGUUUCAGCGUCGCUUUGCUUUCACAGUUGUGUUGCUCUCACACUGAGUGUUUCUGGAUUCUAACCUGUGCUUACCUUAGGCAAAGGCAGAUUUCAGCCCCUUUACUGAGCUCCCAAGCCCCUUCUUAGAAGGACAAUGGAACAAAAACCAGGCCACGGAGUGGCUGCUAUUCACGUGGGAGGUCUUGGUGCUUUUUGCCCUUUGUCCCCCUGCUGACCCUUGCAGACUCCCCGCCCGGCCCUGCGCUGCUCUGUGAGGACCUGAGGCUGAGCUUUAAGUGGGGGGAACUGAAACGCCGCGGAACCAGACGCGAGGGAGCAGCGCGGCCGGGGAAAGAUGGGGCAACAGGACCGGCAGGCCUAGCUCCGCGACGAAGGCGGUGGCGGCGGCGUGGGAAUGGAGCCCCUGCGGGUCCUGGAGCUGUACAGCGGCAUUGGGGGCAUGCACCAGGCGCUGAGAGAAAGCUGUAUACCUGCGCAAGUGGUGGCUGCCAUUGAUGUAAACACCGUCGCUAACGAAGUAUACAAGUAUAAUUUUCCUCACACACAGUUACUGGCCAAGACAAUUGAAGGUGUUACACUAGAAGAAUUUGACAGAUUAUCUUUCAAUAUGGUUUUAAUGAGCCCUCCCUGUCAGCCAUUUACAAGAAUUGGCCUGCAAGGUGAUGUGACGGAUCCGAGGACAAAUAGCUUCUUAUAUAUUCUAGACAUUCUCCCAAGAUUGCAAAAAUUACCAAAGUAUAUUCUUCUAGAAAAUGUUAAAGGUUUUGAAGUAUCUUCAACAAGAGACCUAUUAAUACAAACAAUAGAAAAUUGUGGCUUUCAGUACCAAGAAUUUCUUUUGUCUCCAACCUCUCUUGGCAUUCCAAAUUCAAGGCUUCGGUAUUUCCUCAUUGCAAAGCUUCAGUCAGAGCCAUUCCCUUUUCAAGCCCCUGGUCAGGUGCUAAUGGAGUUCCCCCAAAUGGAAUCUGAACAUCCACAAAAACACGCAAUAGAUGCACAAAGUAAAAUCGAAGAAAAGAAAAUUGAACGAAAUAUUUGCUUGGAUAGCAGUGCACAAUGUUCUGGAAAAGAGGCCAUUCUUUUCAAGCUUGAAACUGCAGGAGAAAUUGACAGGAAACAUCAACAGGACAGUGAUCUCUCUGUGCAAAUGCUAAAAGGUUUUCUUGAAGAUGACAUUGACAUGAACUCGUACUUUUUACCACCGAAGUCAUUGCUCCGAUAUGCUCUUUUGUUAGACAUAGUUAAGCCCACUUCCAGAAGAUCCAUGUGCUUUACGAAAGGUUAUGGACGCUACAUAGAAGGGACAGGAUCUGUGUUACAGACCUCAGAAGAUGUGCAGAUUGAGAAUAUCUACAAAUCCCUUACCAGUUUGUCACCAGAAGAAAAGAUAAUGAAAUUGUUAAUGCUUAAACUUCGAUUUUUCACUCCUAAAGAAAUAGCAAAUCUCCUUGGAUUUCCUCCAGAGUUCGGAUUUCCUGAGAAGAUAACAGUCAAACAGCGUUAUCGUCUACUUGGAAAUAGUCUCAACGUGCAUGUUGUAGCUAAACUAAUCAAAAUCCUGUAUGAGUAAUUUUUGAGUAGCUCUGCGAGGUGGUUCCAGUAUUCCAUCAUAUCCAAAUAGUAAUUUUGAAAAAUUUUUUAGUUAAUUUUGACAAAAUUCAACUAAAUUAUCUUAACCUCUCUUUAAUAAGAAAUUCCAUCUUGAGUUUCUCCACCAAAAAAAAAAAAAAAAAAGAAAGAAAGAAAUUUGGGUCUAUUAGGAAAAUUCCAUUUCAUUUACUUAUAUUUAUCUUAACUGUGUUUUGUAAGAUGAAAAUUAUUGUCAUGCUUUAGAAGAAUAUAUUUUCAUAU
Messenger RNA from Phacochoerus africanus (Common warthog), 2689 nucleotides. It is a transcript of the gene TRDMT1, whose product is annotated as tRNA aspartic acid methyltransferase 1. NCBI's taxonomy places the organism in Eukaryota, Metazoa, Chordata, Mammalia, Artiodactyla, Suidae. The record is from RefSeq and is a predicted model, not a curated record. The coding region runs from base 1233 to 2408 and encodes 391 amino acids. The transcript has 11 exons. Gene Ontology annotation, molecular function: methyltransferase activity.